Messenger RNA from Carya illinoinensis, 801 nucleotides. RefSeq lists its product as uncharacterized. The record is from RefSeq and is a predicted model, not a curated record. NCBI's taxonomy places the organism in Eukaryota, Viridiplantae, Streptophyta, Magnoliopsida, Fagales, Juglandaceae. The coding region runs from base 1 to 801 and encodes 266 amino acids. The transcript has a single exon.
AUGGCCAACCCUGGAGAUUCCUCCUCCUCCUCCUCCGAUGAGCAACAACAACUUGGGCGUGAGACGCCGCCUCAGAUUCAUGCUUAUGCUGUCGGAGAGGAUGCCCCAAUGCAAGGAACUGAUCAGAAGAUUUCCCCAACUAGGGCUCAACAGACUGGGGGUAACGGAGGAAACAACGUUAGGGCUGAGGGUGGUACUGAUACUGUUGAUGUUGUUGGAGCCCCCCCGGAGGGUCCUAAGAGGAAGCGGAGAGGCCGAAACGAGGAACAGGGCUCAUCGAGCAUGGGCACGCAAAAACCUAAGAGGAAGGUGGAGUUACUGGAUCCACCAACGCGCGACCCCGACUGCGUCGUCUGUGGCAAGCACUUCAACUCGUGGAAGGCUUUGUUUGGGCAUAUGAGGUCCCAUCCUGAGCGUCAAUGGCGUGGGGUGUUUCCUCCCCCGACUGGAAGCUGGGACCCUUUAGGAUCACCAGACCGAGAAGUAGAAGCAGGAACUGGAACUGGCACUGGGCGCAUUGGCCCUCGGGCUCAAGAAGAAAUCGCUUCGACUCUUCUCAACGUGGCUCAGGGCGUGAUGUCGAGAAUGACUCCUGUGAUGACCGGUGCAGGUGACGUGGAUAUUGGAAGUAAGGGUGAUGAGCCUGCGCCCUCGGCUGCUAAGGAUUCCACUUCUUCUCCAGCGGGAGGCCUGGGAAUCGAUCUGAACCAGCCCCAAGAGGAAGACCCAGAAUCUCCGAAAUUCGAUCUGAAUAUGCCUGCUCCGGAGGACGAUGAUGAGGACAGUACUGAUUCUUCUUAA